AUGGGGCCCAGCACGGGAGACUGGGGGCGCUGGCUGCUGACCCUGGCUGCUGCUCUGACACUGCCCACCAGGCCCCCUGGCUCCUGGGGGGCGCAGAUCAUCGGGGGCCGCGAGGUGACCCCUCACUCCCGGCCCUACAUGGCCUCUGUGAGCUUUGGGGGCCAGCACCACUGCGGGGGCUUCCUGCUCCGGGCCCGCUGGGUGGUCUCAGCCGCCCACUGCUUCAGUGACAGGGACCCCCGCGCAGGCCUGGUGGUGCUGGGGGCCCACACGCUGCACCCCGCGGAGCCCACGCGGCAGGUGUUUGGCAUCGCAGCGGUGGCUUGGCACCCUGACUUCCAGCCAGCCACCCACACCAACGACAUCUGCCUGCUGCGGCUCAACAGCUCUGCCGUCCUGGGCCCUGCGGUGGGACUGCUGCGGCUGCCGGGGAGAGGCGCCACGCUGCCCGCGGCUGGGGAGCGGUGCCGGGUGGCGGGCUGGGGUUCCGUGUCGGACUUCGAGGAGUCACCCCCAGGACUGAUGGAGGCCGAGGUGCGUGUGCUGGGCCUGGAUGUCUGCAACCGCUCCUGGAGGGGCCAGCUGAGCCCCACCAUGCUCUGCACCCGCAGUGGGGACCAGCGGAGGCGGGGCUUCUGCUCGGCGGACUCCGGAGGGCCUCUGGUGUGCAGGGACCGAGCCCAUGGCCUCGUCUCGUUCUCAGGCCUCUGGUGUGGUGACCCCAAGACCCCUGAUGUGUACACACAGGUGUCUGCCUUCGUGACCUGGAUCUGGGGUGUGGUUCGGGGAGGAGUCCCCCCACCUGGGAUUACAGAGCACCCUCCGGGGGCGGCCUGA
This is a messenger RNA of Sciurus carolinensis (gray squirrel), 837 nucleotides long. It is a transcript of the gene Prss57, whose product is annotated as serine protease 57. Gene Ontology annotation, molecular function: serine-type endopeptidase activity. The transcript has 5 exons. The coding region runs from base 1 to 837 and encodes 278 amino acids. Gene Ontology annotation, biological process: proteolysis. The record is from RefSeq and is a predicted model, not a curated record. NCBI's taxonomy places the organism in Eukaryota, Metazoa, Chordata, Mammalia, Rodentia, Sciuridae.